This is a messenger RNA of Alternaria infectoria, 966 nucleotides long. RefSeq lists its product as uncharacterized. Lineage: Eukaryota; Fungi; Ascomycota; Dothideomycetes; Pleosporales; Pleosporaceae. Bases 1 to 966 code for a protein of 321 amino acids. The record is from RefSeq and is a predicted model, not a curated record. The transcript has a single exon.
AUGACGGUGCAGCGCGAAGACACGCCGAACGACAACUCCCAAAAGUUUCAACAUAUGAAGACAGUGUCCAGUCUUGCGGAUGGACACCGCUACGCACUACAGUACUUCCCCGAAGAGCUGCAAGCGCUGCUAAACAUAGCCUCGCUCAAGCUCGACGAGCGUGUCCCUGGUCACUUCGGCGCGAUCCUAGGAUGGCAGAAAGAUUCUGGAGAAAAGUCUGAGCACCCACGGGUGACGAUGAAACCCUUAGAGAUUCUCUGGGAUCUGGAACACUGUACUAUAGUACUGUCCGAUUCGUUUCCAUUUAGUAGGAGUACUUGGAAGGUCGUUGACAUUGAUGGCGAGGAAGCACUACCAGUAUUGCGGCGCGACUACGAUCUUGUACCGCCAUUCUCCACGAUCCUCACAGUAGUUGACCAUGAGCACUUGGUCUUGCUUGAGGUGUUCUUCCGCUAUAGUCUCUUGGUACAGGGCUUCGACGACGCUAUUGAGGGGUUCAAGCACGACUUCUGGCUUUGCUUCGAGAACCUUUGUCGCCAUGUCGCGGAGCAAACUUCGGCAGCCGAUGCGCGAGAAAAAGAGGACGACGCGUAUGAGUCUAAGAAGACUGAGGCGUCCACAGCUACUCAGAUACAAGACGCAAAGCUUGAUACUCUCACCAACGAAGCAGAUAAUAGCGAGCGCGCACACCAAGACAGCAGUACAGCACCGGAGACCAAGAGGGAACAGGCGGAGGCUACCGGCGACCAUAUUGAAGAACAGCUCGCAAAAGCGCAUAAGGAAGCAGCCGGAUGGAAAAAGGCUUAUGAAGGUGAGAAGAACUUCUCAGCAAAACUAAGGUUUGUGUUACGUAAGCACGUGGCAAGGAAGGAUGAGCUUGCAGCCAAGCUCAAAGAGCGAGAAGGGGAAGUGGAAGAGUGGAAGGAGAAGUAUGAAGCCUUGUGCAAAGAGAUCCGGGAGGCUUAA